AUGCCAGCAAAGCGUAAGCUUGAUACCUUCGAUCCUAACAAGUCCGACUCCAACGACACCGACUUCGAUCCCUCCCAGGCCAGAGCGUCACCCAAAAAGUCUCGAAAGUCGUCCUCAAAACGUCAUUCAGGUGGUGGCAGACCGCAGAAGAAGCGCUCGAAGAGCUCCAAAUACAAGGGAUCUGACGUGUCGGAUGAUGACGAGGAAGAUAGCUUGCUAGAAGAAUCAUUUUCUGAUCCUGAGGACGAAGAGGACAUCGAAAUGAACGAGAAAACAGGUCGGCCAGUCCGCAAAGCCAUCAAAAAGUCGGUCAACUAUGGUGAAGAUAGCGACAGUUCCAUUGCAGAAUUGAUCAGGAACACUGAUAGCGAUGACGAACCCACGUCGAAGCGCCCAACCAAGCGAUCGCGGCCGGUUACUGACGGAGCCGAGGAAGAGGAUGAGGAUUCUGAUGAGGAGGUUCUGACAAAGCGUCCGAAAAGAAAGAUUGUGAAGUUAAAGAUCGGUACCGGAACCCCUCAAGCUGCAGCACGCUCAACCAGGGCUGGCAGUACAGCUCGCACACGUGGGAGAGGGAGCACAGAGCCAAGAUCUGCUGGCGUUCCUGCCCGUAGAAGCACGAGGGCACACACCGAGGAGGGCGAUGAGCCAAUAGCAUUGUCAACUUCCGGGAAUCAUAUUGUACGAGAAGGCCACAGUCCUGAACCCAUACAUCGAGCUCGCGCGUCUCGAGGAUCCAAAGGGCUCAAACAACCUGCAUCUACGAUUAAGGAAGAGCUUCAUGAAACUAGUUCAUACGAACAAGAAGGUGUCGAUACUACAAUGGCUACCGAAAUUGCGGGAACAGACGAUCAAGAUGAAGCCGAUGCAGCACUAGACAAGUCCGACGCGGUGAUGGGAGAAGACGAUGCCGAUGAGCUUGCCAAUCCAGACGAUGGCGCAACACAACCUGCGGCGACUGGUCUUGAUGCUGAAGACGAUGACGACGAUGAUGAUAUGCCUGUAGCUCGCUCUGGUCGCAUCAGAGGAUCACGCGCCGGCCUUGUUGCUUCCGACAUCGAACCACCUGCUGAAACAAUCGAGGAGGCUACAGAAGACCAACCUGCAGGUGGAAGUCGGCGAUUAACUCGUGGGUCAAAAUCUAAGCAACGCAAGAGCGGCGCAGAAGCUAGCAGUGACUUUGAACCCGAUGAGGACCCCCUAGAAGAUGAUCUUUCUGCAUCAGACGCAUCACCCAAGAAAAGAAACAAAGACGAUGAUUCGGAGUCAAGCCGUCCUGGGAGAAGCAGACGAGCUCAAGCUAAAUCGAAAAGCACUUCUCGGAGAAGAGGGAGUAUUGGUUCAGAUGUCGAUGAGCCACUUGAUCCUGAUGAAAUAGCAGAGGAACUGGCAGAUCUCAAACCUAGUGGAAGGAGACGACGACCAGCAGCAAGAGAACCAUCCGAGAUUCUGUACGAGCAGAGAGGAGGUCGUACAAGAAAGCCGGUCGACUAUUCUAUAAAGCCAAUGGACCAAAUUUACGCCGCGGACGAAGGCGAAGAUGCCGCCGCCACUCCCACAAGGCGCCCUGCUAGAGGUGGACGCAAUGGCGGUGCCAGCCAGCCUUGGGAACGAAAUCUAUACACGACAUUCGGGCCAUUUGGCGGCGGUGGUGGCCCAGCACCAGUCAUUGGUGGUCCCUGGGGAACCGGAGCUACAGGUGGUGUCGAUUCUGAUAGCAGUGACGAUGAGACAAUGCAACGGCCAUCUGGAGUGGGAGGCAAUGUGGGCAUGACCCCAACAUCUGCGUUUCCACCUGGAUUGCUUCCUGGACUGGGCCAGACACACCAGGAUCCUGCGGCAGCUCUCGGUGGCACACCUGCAAAUCUGGGGAAAGUCAAAAGCCAGAAAGCGCUGGCGGAUGCCGACCCUCUAGGUGUUGACCAAAAUGUGGACUUCAGUAAGAUUGGUGGAUUGGAAGGUCACAUUGACCAGCUCAAAGAAAUGGUGCAGAUGCCACUCUUGUAUCCCGAGCUUUUUUUGAAGUUUCACGUCACUCCACCGCGUGGUGUCUUGUUCCAUGGCCCGCCUGGCACGGGAAAGACCUUACUUGCAAGAGCACUUGCUGCCAGUGUUGGCUCUGGAGGAAGAAAGAUAACAUUCUACAUGCGCAAAGGAGCCGAUGCCCUGAGCAAGUGGGUUGGUGAAGCCGAAAGACAGCUCCGACUGCUUUUUGAGGAAGCAAGAAAGACCCAACCAAGUAUCAUCUUCUUUGACGAAAUUGAUGGGCUUGCACCAGUUCGAUCAAGCAAACAAGAACAAAUUCACGCUUCUAUCGUUUCGACAUUGCUUGCUUUGAUGGAUGGUAUGGAUGGUCGAGGUCAGGUCAUUGUUAUUGGUGCCACUAACAGACCAGACAAUAUCGAUCCUGCACUAAGGCGUCCGGGGCGUUUUGACCGAGAGUUUUACUUUCCGCUCCCUGAUAUAGAUGCUCGAAAAUCUAUCCUCAAUAUUCACACCAAGGAUUGGGGUAUCGAUGACAAUUUCAAAACCUCACUCGCUCACGUCACAAAAGGCUACGGGGGUGCUGAUCUUCGUGCUCUUUGCACAGAAGCAGCUUUGAACGCCAUCCAGCGCACAUACCCUCAAAUCUACUCGUCGAACGACAAGCUCCUGGUCGAUGCUGACAAGAUCAAGGUUACGGCGAAAGAUUUCAUGCUUUCUGUCAAAAAGAUGAUCCCUUCUUCCGAGCGAGCAACAUCAUCUGGAGCAGCUCCGCUACCUAAGGCGGUCGAACCUCUCCUUCGAAACCAGUUGAAGGAGAUCGAGUCAAUCUUAGACGGCCUUAUCCCUAUCAAAAAGAAAACCACAGCCCUGCAAGAAGCUAUGUACGAGCAGUAUGACGACGAUGACCAUGGUUUCGGACGAGAGACACUUCAGCAAGACUUCGAGAAGUCUCGUGUGUUUAGGCCAAGGCUGCUCAUUAGUGGAGAGCCAGGCAUGGGCCAAUCAUACUUGGGUGGUGGAAUCUUGAACCAUUUUGAAGGGCUCCAUGUGCAGAGUUUUGAUCUACCAACGAUAUAUAGCGAUUCUGCAAGAUCUCCCGAAGCUGCUAUUGUGCAGUUGUUUGCCGAAGUGAAACGCCAUAAACCGAGUGUUAUCUAUCUGCCUGGAGUCGAUACGUGGUACCACACACUAAGUGAGGCUGUGAUAACAACUUUCCUUGGCUUGCUACGCUCUAUCCCGCCUACCGAUCCUGUACUGGUCCUUGGAAUUACCGACAGUCCCACGGAAAAAGUCAAUUCAGACCUGCUUAGGGAUCUGUUUGGGUUUUCACAAAAAAACCGCUUCGUCAUUGAGCGUCCUUCAAGACAAUCUCGAAUAGAGUUCUUCGCUACGAUUGCUGAAUACGUCCGGAAGGCUCCGAAGGACUUCCCUGAACCAUUGAAUAGGAAGAAGAGGAAGCUUGAGGUAUUACAGGUCGCGCCUCCUCCGCCACCAAAGGAGCCCACGAAAGAAGAAAUCAAGGCACUAAAGAAGAGAGACCAUCAACUUUUGAACUUGUUGAAAGUCCAGAUUCAGCCAAUUAUGGAUCAGAUCCACCGGAAGUACAAGAAAUUCAGAACUCCAGUCAUCCCUCAACACCAGAUUCAGUAUCUGUAUGAUGAGCAUGACCCUGCAUUCGUGCGUCCUGAUAUCGCCCAGUUUAGACCUUUCGAACUCGAUACCGAUAAAGAUGGCGUCCAAGGCCUCCGGGAGACUGCGAAUAACAAAUUCUUCUACAACUUGGAAACAACGACAAUUGAAGAGCGUCUAUCCAAUGGAUUCUAUGCUCGUCCGAAAGAUUUUCUUGCUGAUAUCAGAUCCCUUGCCAAGGAUGCCAAACACAUUGGAGACAAAGAGCGAGCACUGAAAGCCAACGAGCUGCUCGCGAAUGUUGAGGUUGAUAUUGCAACUAUCGAGGCACAACCCGCCUUUGCAGACUGCGAGAAUGUGUACCAAAGACAGCUGCAGAGAGCAAAAGAGCGCGAGGAGAAGCAUAAGAAGCGUCUUGCUGCAGAGCGUACUUUCGAAACGGUUGUCCAAUCUGAUAUGCCUGAGAGUGGUUUGGAUUCGGAUGAACAAAACUCGGGACCCGUGACCGUAGGGGAGGGCUUACCAGGAAAGCAGCCCAUGUCGAUUGUCACACCUCUUCGUACUCCCAGCGGCUUGUCGAAUGGCUUUACUUCUACUUCGGGUACUGGACCUUCGCACGCUCAGAACGGCUCUGGACUAUCGCAUAGUGAUGAUGUCCAGAUGAGCGGGACCGAUGACCAAGCAUCACAAGCAAUGCAACCGCCAGGUCAGCCCAGUAUGACUAGUGGACCAUCUCGACCAAAUACACAGCUGUCUCAACGAUCUGUAUUCCAAGAGAUCUCUCAUGACACUUCUCCUGCAGAUUUGGCCAACUAUGCUUCAACUACCACCUCGGGGAAGAAGACUUCAGAAGGCUGGAGCACACAAGCCACCAACGGCAUCAGCCAUAACAACUCAUCCAGCCCGAUCGAAAGGCUAGGCAUUGAUUCCGAACUCCCAGAUACCCAAGGCAAUACCCAACCCGACACUAGCAGCAGCGAAGAUUGGAUGCACUCGCAAGCUCACGCCAUGGCCCGCGGCCAUCUCAACCAGCUCUUACCAUCUCAGACGCCUAGUUCAGGAAGCCAACAAUCUCAAGCACCCACAGUCCCAGCCUUCAGCACCGGUCCUCAUAUGCCAGUCUCCAAGUCCCAUCCGACCGGCUUCGCCAACCUACUGAACGACUCGCCGGUCGAGCCAACCUCCUCACAAGCUUCCUCCCAGAAAGAUAUCAUCAUCGACGACUCUUUCGUCGAAAAUCUUAUCACGCAUCUAGUGGACGGUUCAAGCGGCUGUUCGAUCGAGCAACUAGAGCAGAUCAAUAGAGAGUUGAUGGAGUCUCUGUGGAAGGAGCGCGGCGAGUACAAUCGGAACCAAGUCGUUACACGGCUGGCGUCUGUGUUCAAUGAGACAAUCGUUGAUAUUGAGGAGAUGCAGAAGGUAUUGGCGGCUAGUCAGCCGAACCCGCUGCAUUCGUAG
Molecule: messenger RNA, 5073 nt
Organism: Cadophora gregata
Lineage: Eukaryota; Fungi; Ascomycota; Leotiomycetes; Helotiales; Ploettnerulaceae
Exons: 3
Coding region: 1-5073 (1690 amino acids)
Biological process (GO): positive regulation of transcription by RNA polymerase II
Cellular component (GO): nucleus
Molecular function (GO): ATP hydrolysis activity; chromatin binding; histone binding
Source: RefSeq, a predicted model, not a curated record